Anopheles gambiae (African malaria mosquito) is the source of this 2828-nucleotide messenger RNA. RefSeq lists its product as uncharacterized. Gene Ontology annotation, molecular function: protein binding. NCBI's taxonomy places the organism in Eukaryota, Metazoa, Arthropoda, Insecta, Diptera, Culicidae. The transcript is spliced from 2 exons. The record is from RefSeq and is a predicted model, not a curated record. The coding region runs from base 135 to 1700 and encodes 521 amino acids.
CGAUUUGUAAACAAACACAAUCGCUGAAACAACCGGGGCCGGUACGGCAAACAGCUGAUCACAGGAACUGUGAAAGCCAAUUUCGAUUGAACUCUCCGAAUAUUUAGCAUAGCUUAGCAAACGAGCCCCAGCCCAUGCAAAUGCCGAAGGAACAGGCAGGUACAAUGGUUUCCUCUUCGUCCGAAUGCCCCAUCCACAGGCUGCCACCAGAGCUUGUAUUUAAAAUUUUCGACUAUCUUGAUCUGCCGUCGUUAAAAUCAGUCUCACUAACGUGCCACCGCUCGGAGCAGUUGUUUGCAGAGUACUGCCCCCGCCGGUGUAUACUAUACAUUGCCAAACGUCCGCACGUUCCCAUCGUGGAGCAUCUGAAGAAAGCUGCUAAAAUGCUGCUGCGCACGAAACGCACCUACCGCUCGCUGCAACUGCACGUAGCAAAGCCUCGCGGCAACAAGAACAUGCAGGCCGCACUCGGCCAGCUGCUGGAACCCCGGCUGCUGCAGCAGCUGGUUGUGCUGAGGCUCGAUCUGGCCCCGGAUUCGCUCACCUUCGCCGCACAGCUGUCGGGUGCGGUGGCCCACAUGGACCGCCUGCAGGAGCUAACGAUCCGCUCAACGGUGGACUGUUUCAGCCCGCUGCAGUUUAGCGAGCUGCGGCUUGCUAACCGUUCGCUGCACAAGCUAGUGCUGGGCCACGUUUGGCCGGGUGUGAUCGAUUGUCCCAAUCUGCGGCUGCUGGAAGCUACCGCCUCGCUGGAUGUGGAAACAAUCGUCGGCAAGCAGUACGCACAGCACGGUGGCCGGGAGCCGCACUGGAAGCUGAACCAGCUGGAGGAGCUCGUGAUUGUGGAAGAGCUUUGCAUGGCGCUCGACAUGGAAAACCGGCCCGGUUACAAGGUGCACUUCUUUCGCCAGCUGACACAGCUGAAACGACUGCACUGUAACACCGGGUACAUAUCGGAGCGGAUAUUUCAGGCCAUCGGCGAAUCGUGCGUGCUGCUGGAGGAUCUGUCCAUCGCCAGCCUGCACCUGGUCGAUCCGAGCUCGCUGCGCGUCCUAGCGAACCUGACCCGCCUGCGACAGUUGGCCAUUUCGCACAGCUUCAAACCCAUACCGUUGGCUACCGUCGUGUGUCUGCCCAGCCUGGAACGGCUGCUGCUAGGCAGGGUGGUAAUCGACUGGCAAAAGCUGCCAAACGUUCAAUCACUCCAGUGGCUUAAGAUCAAACCGUAUGCGGAGGGGGUUCGACAGUUGUGCGAUGCACUCGCUGGACCGCUAAAACAGCUACACUGUCUGUGGAUUGAUUUUUGCUACGCCAUGGAUACGCCGACCAGGGAGGAAAUACUCGCCGUGCUGCCCACGCUGCCUGCCCUGCAAACGCUCGUGCUGCAAAACGUCUACCAGCUACAGUUUUUGAAAGCAAUACCACCACUGGCCGGCCUCACGCGGCUAGUUGUGUUCACAGCGAGCGCAUAUGAAUUCGAGGAAGAUUACACGAUCACAGCAGAAGUGAUUGCCCAGCUGGUACCAAACGCCCGGCGGGUCGAAAUCGGUUCCAGCAAACCGUUACAUGACAACGUCUUUACGCAACCGUAUCAAUUUUUCAAAUCGAGGACCGCUUUCGGUUAUCUUUUGCCUACCGAUCACCAUAGCAAGUGGGAGUUGCGCCAAUACAACCAUCGGUACAUACUUCCCUUACGGUGAGGUAAAGAAGUGUCCAAUAUGUGGUGGGUGACAAUUCAAAGUUCGUUACAAUAUAGAUUGUACCUUUUUCCACAAUGAACAUUUGUCAUGUUCAUGUGCUGCCAUGUCUAGAAAAGUAGUUAUUCAAAUUUGUUCAACAAGCUUUAGGCGUCUGUCUUCCAUCCAUCCAGGGAGGUUGCAGGAUUUUCCAAGUCACUUUUUAAGGUAAACAUUUGUUUUUCGCAAAGUUAUUCCACAUUCCAACCCUGAUGUUUCAUUUUUUUUAAUGAUGUUUAAUUUCCUAACAAUAAUUUUUAAUUUCCCCAGCAUGAUUUUCAACACGCCUCAAGCUGGACUGAGUUUGACAGUGCUUUGUGAUGUGUUGAAAAUCAUGUGUAAAAACUGAAAUUUCAUUAUGAGGCAAUUACACCACUUGACAGCUGUUGAAAAACAUCUUGGAGGCGGUGAAUAAUUAUGUGCACAAUCGAAAGUGAUGUGGAAAACCCGGUAAUAGAGUAUCUCGGGGAAAGUCUGUGUUUUUUUCUAAAUUAUUGUGAUACAACGGCCUGAUCAAUUCUUACAGUGUUUUCCCAGUCAAUUUCCAAUGUCAACAACAUCUCACAACACUUGCGAGAUGUUUUUCAGCAAACUGUCAAAUAUUGCAUUUGCAUCACAAUAAUGUUUCAGUUCUUCCAUAUGAUUUUCAAAACAUCUCAAGCUGGAUAGAGUUUGACAGCUCUUUGUGAUGUGUUGAAUAUCAUGUGGACGAACUGAAAUUUUAUUAUGAAGCAAAUACACCAUUUGAUAUCUGUUGAAAAACAUCUUGGAGGAGGUGGUGAAUUAAUGAUGUAUACAUUCGAAAGUGAUUUGGAAAACCCUGUAAUAAUUCAAUCGUAAGACAGGUACUGAACUCAUUCAAAAAAAUUGUAAAAAUGCUUUUCGAUAUCAUAAGUUAACCGCAUACAUUAAAUUGCGUGAUUUGUUGAGCUAGCAGGUAAGCUUCCCAGUACUAAACGAUACAAUCGACACUGGGAAUCACUGUAUACGAUUAUUUGACUAAUAAUUGUUUGCACGCUGGAAAUGUGUUUCAAAUUUCUAAAGUAAAAGUUACCGAUUAAUGGUUUAAAUAUAUAAACAUUAUCACGAAAA